AUGGCCAGCAUUGCGCGCAUAGCUGUUUCAAGGACCCACAACAUGGCGAAAGAUCACCAUCCUACAGCUUCUCAGCCAUUGCAGGCAAAGGAACACUUGCAAGAUGGAGCUCUGCAACCCGCACAGUCGAAUUCCAAUUCACCGAAGACUAAGAGCAAAUACCGCCAUGUCGCCGCUUAUCAUUCCCGCCUCACGAUAUCCUGUCUAAGCCGUGAAUCAGAGGUCAAUCCCAGCUUUUUUGGAUUUCGGAACCUUAUGGUUCUUGUACUGAUUGUGAUGAAUUUACGUUUGAUUGUUGAGAAUUUUAUGAAGUACGGAGUCCUUAUAUGUAUCAGAUGUCACGACUAUCGACAACAAGACGUUGUUCUGGGUGCGAUUCUAUCUGCACUCAUCCCCUGCCAUCUCUUCGUGGCAUUUAUAAUUGAGCGAGCGGCCGCUCACCAAGUCAGAGGAGCAAUUGGCCGCAUAAAGCGUGAGGAGUCAACACAGGAAGAUGCACCGGAGCAGCAGUCGUUCCGGUCAGCAUGGAUAUGUACGGCUAUUUCACAUUCAUUAAAUGCCAGCCUUUGUCUCCUCGUCACGAGUUACGCAGUGUAUUAUUAUGUCAAUCACCCCGGUAUCGGAACCCUAUGCGAGGUCCAUGUUAUCGUCGUCUGGCUGAAGAUCUGCUCAUACGCAUUUACCAAUCGAGACCUCCGCCACGCCGUGCUACACCCUUCAUCUACCUCCCCGCUUCCAGAGAUCUAUCAAUCCUGCCCCUAUCCCCGAAACGUUACCAUCGGAAACCUAACCUAUUUCUGGCUGGCACCAACCCUGGUAUACCAGCCCGUAUACCCCCGCACAGACCGAAUCAGGUGGUCCUUUGUCGCCAAGCGUGUGAUGGAAAUGAUCGGUCUUUCGGUAUUCAUCUGGCUCACCUCAGCCCAAUACGCGGCCCCAGUCCUGCGCAACUCCCUCGAGAAAAUAGCAACGCUCGACCUAACCUCCAUCAUCGAACGAGUCAUGAAGCUCUCCACAAUCUCCCUCAUUAUCUGGCUCGCAGGAUUCUUUGCACUGUUCCAGUCCUAUCUCAACGCGUUAGCGGAAGUCAUGCGCUUCGGUGACCGCGAGUUCUACACGGAGUGGUGGAACAGUCCUAGCGUGGGCACGUAUUGGCGUACGUGGAAUAAGCCCGUGUAUCACUUUAUGAGACGGCAUAUCUUCUCUCCGCUGAUUGGGAGGGGCUGGAGUCCUUUUGCCGCCAGCGUCAUGGUGUUCACCUUCAGCGGGAUACUGCAUGAAUUACUCGUGGGGAUCCCAACACAUAACGUCAUAGGUGUCGCUUUCGCCGGCAUGGUUCUCCAACUUCCCCUGAUCGCAGCAACUCUGCCACUGGAGAAAAUGAACACCCGGACCGGCAAAAUCAUUGGUAACUGUGUGUUUUGGGUGAGCUUUUGUCUUGUGGGACAGCCAUUGGCGGCGUUGUUGUACUUUUUCGCGUGGCAGGCUAAAUACGGCAGUGUAAGCAAACUGCGCGUAUAA
Molecule: messenger RNA, 1521 nt
Organism: Paracoccidioides brasiliensis Pb18
Exons: 4
Coding region: 1-1521 (506 amino acids)
Biological process (GO): triglyceride biosynthetic process
Cellular component (GO): endoplasmic reticulum membrane
Molecular function (GO): diacylglycerol O-acyltransferase activity
Source: RefSeq, a predicted model, not a curated record